Racocetra fulgida is the source of this 186-nucleotide messenger RNA. The record is from the annotation of a GenBank genome assembly. NCBI's taxonomy places the organism in Eukaryota, Fungi, Glomeromycota, Glomeromycetes, Diversisporales, Gigasporaceae.
GUAAAGAAGUAACAGAAGAAGAGAAAAAUGAUAUAAAAGAUGUGCUAAAGGUAUUAGGCAAGAAAGAAGAAAAAAAAAAGAUAUUAAUAGAACAUUGGCAAAUACAAAGUAGAGACAAUGAAUUAUCAACAGAAAUUAGCAGAUGUGAUAGAUGUAUAAGUGAAGAUAAACAAGUAAAAGAUGGCU